AUGGCCGAACCUGGUCAAUUCCCAUUUGUAGUUAGAUUAUAUUCAAAAUUAAAAGAAUCCGCGGUGACAUAUUGUACGGCUACCAUCGUGACAUCGGACAAACUUCUGACCGCAGGUCACUGUUGCAAUACGAAAGCAGUAAGAUUUGUUGUUUCUGGAGAUCCGGAUCAAACGGAUUUCGUUGCAUCCAAUGAUAAAAACAAGUAUGUUGUUUAUUUUGUUAAAAAAAUUAUAUUACAUCCUAAUUUUGAGCGCACCGAAACAAAGUUGGUACACGAUUUAUGUUUAAUGAUUUUAGAAAAACCUUUGACGUUAAAAGAUGGACGACACAAAACCAUUGAAAUAAGUUAUGAAAAAUUGAAAAGGAAAACAAAUUGUACGGCAUUGGGUUGGGGUAAACAUUAA
Pediculus humanus corporis (human body louse) is the source of this 405-nucleotide messenger RNA. RefSeq names its product tripsin, putative. Gene Ontology annotation, molecular function: serine-type endopeptidase activity. The transcript has 2 exons. The coding region runs from base 1 to 405 and encodes 134 amino acids. Gene Ontology annotation, biological process: proteolysis. Lineage: Eukaryota; Metazoa; Arthropoda; Insecta; Psocodea; Pediculidae. The record is from RefSeq and is a predicted model, not a curated record.